GCAGCCCCCUUCAAGAUGCCCAAAACCUCUCUUCCAGUCCACUUCCUCUGUCUUCUCGCCAUGUCUUCAGCCUGCUACAUCCAGAACUGCCCUCGAGGAGGAAAAAGAGCCUUGCCCGACACAGAGAUCAGACAGUGCAUACCCUGUGGCCCUGGGAACAGAGGGCACUGCUUUGGCCCCAACAUCUGCUGUGGAGAGGAGCUCGGCUGCUACAUGGGCACUUCCGAAACCCUGCGCUGCGUGGAAGAAAACUACCUGCCGUCCCCUUGCGAGGCCGGCGGGAAAGCCUGCAGCUCAGGAGGGAAAUGCGCCGCUCCCGGCAUUUGCUGCAAUGAUGAGAGCUGCACCAUGGAUACCAUUUGCCUGGAUGACGAUAGUGACAGAAGUCGAGAGCCCUCAGAGAAGAACCUGACUGUGCUGGAUGGCUCAGCGAGUGACUUCCUGCUCAAGCUGAUGCAUUUGGCAAACAGGCAGCAACAGGGGAAGCACCCGUUCUACUGA
Molecule: messenger RNA, 501 nt
Organism: Emys orbicularis (European pond turtle)
Lineage: Eukaryota; Metazoa; Chordata; Testudines; Emydidae
Product: vasotocin-neurophysin VT-like
Exons: 3
Coding region: 16-501 (161 amino acids)
Cellular component (GO): extracellular region; secretory granule
Molecular function (GO): neurohypophyseal hormone activity
Source: RefSeq, a predicted model, not a curated record